Spirometra erinaceieuropaei is the source of this 1113-nucleotide messenger RNA. Lineage: Eukaryota; Metazoa; Platyhelminthes; Cestoda; Diphyllobothriidea; Diphyllobothriidae. The record is from the annotation of a GenBank genome assembly.
AUGCUGGAGACCCACGCCGUCUGCAGACUGACCCUGGCCUCGGACGCCGAAAUCAAAGUCGAAAAAGCCAAACAAGAAACACUACUCUUCUGGAGCGGUCCUGUCACAGCAGAACGACGGGACGUAGGCGUUGCAUUUGCUGUCCGGAACGACAUCGUCGGAAGACUGCCCUGUCUGCUGCAGGGCAUCAACAAUCGACUGAUGAGUCCCCGCCUGCAUCUCCAGGGAUGUAAAUUCACCAACAUCUUCAGCGUCUGUGCCCCGUCGAUGACCAGCCUUGACGAGGCCAGGAACAAAUUCUACGAGGACCUGCACGCCCUCCUGGUGUUUGUGCUGAAGGCGGAUAAGUUGAUUGUCCUUGGUGACUUCAACGCCCGCGUCGACACAGACCAUGCAGCCUGGAGAGGAGUGUUGCGUCCACCUGAUCUCAAUGGCUUCAACGACAAUGGACUACUUAUUCUGCGAACCUGCUCAGAACAUCGGCUCAUCCUGACAAACACCUACAUCCGCCUUCAGAUGCGAGACAAGGUCACCUGGAGGCAUCCUCGGUCGCAACAUUGGCACCUGCUGUACUAUGUCCUCGUCCGGAGGCGAGAUCAGCGGGACGUGCUGGUGACAAAAGCGAUCCCGGGUGCUGACGGGUGGACCGACCAUCGCCUAGUCAUCUCUGAGAUGCGAAUUCGUCUGCACCCUCGCAGGAGGCCUCAAGGUAAGUGACCCCCAGGUAAUCUGAAUACUGACUUGUUGUCUUUGUCUGCUCGCCAUCUUCAUCUCAGCGACAAGUUAGCCCAAAGGCUAGAAAAUCUCCCAUUCGUUAAAGCCAACGUCGUCGCUGACGAGAACGCCUCCGUGGAGAGCCGAUGGUGUCAACUGCGAGACACAGUCCAGUCGACAGCGCUAGGCGUCCUCGGUCGCGCACGCCGACAACACCCGGACUGGUUCGACGACAACGACGCCUCCAUCAACAACAUGCACGCCCAGAAGAAACGCCUGCACAAAGCCUACGUCGACCAUCCCGCCGACGAUAACAGAGAUGAUUUCCACUGUAGUCGCCGUCUUAUGCAACAGCGGCUGCGCGAGCUACUGCUACCACUGCUACCACUGCUACUGUAG